Molecule: messenger RNA, 1397 nt
Organism: Mangifera indica (mango)
Lineage: Eukaryota; Viridiplantae; Streptophyta; Magnoliopsida; Sapindales; Anacardiaceae
Exons: 2
Coding region: 192-1055 (287 amino acids)
Source: RefSeq, a predicted model, not a curated record
ACAACCCAGAAGAAGGAUAGGCAUCCAGAGAGUGCAAAAAAAUAUAUAAUAAAUAGCACUCUCUUCUUUGAAUCUUAAAGAGAAUUCACAUAAAAUACAAUAUAAAUCAAGUUUACCUUACCUUUUUCAUCUUCCGUUUAUGAAUGCUGACUGCCUUGAGGAGCUUUUUUUCCUGCAUUUUUUAGGAAACAAUGAACAAACAUAGAACAUUUUCUUCUCCAGAAUUAGCACCAGAUGUUUCUCCAAGUCUGCCGGAGGAUCAUAGCUUAGAAGGUAUUGCUGCCAAUGUAAAGUUGCUGCUGAAACUAAUUCAAGAUCAUAACGAGGCAAGUACAAAGGAUCAAGAUGAUCGGAAAACGCAGAGGGUGGCAGGCAUGAUAAGUAUUAUAGAUGAUGUUAAAACAAGGAUACAAAAAUCUCAAUCUGUUAGAAGAACUGCUGAGCUUAGGCGAUGCUUCACAGAUUUGAAGCUUAACCGUCCUCCCAAGGACAAGAGGACUACUGAGGUUCCAACCGAUGAGAAAGAGAAGCUGAGAAAACAGCUUACAGAAAGCUUGGCAGCUCGAAAGAGCCUAGAAGUUAUAUGUAAAAGCUUGGGGAAGGAGAAGGAGAUUAUGGCCACAGAACUGGCAAAAAAGGUUCAUGAAUUGAAUGAAUUGGAGGAACAUAUCAGUGACCUUAAAGCUCAGAAUGAAAUAUUGCUGGGAAAAGUACAACAUUAUGCAGAUGAGCAAAAAGAGAAGAAGAGUAAUGGAAUGGAGAUACAGGGAAAUGCAGCGCUGCAAGAGCGUAAUAAGACACUUUCAGAGCAGCUCUUAAGGACACUUGACGGGUAUAAAUCCUUGAAGAGGAAAUACCAAGAUGCAAAAGAAAAAAACAUAGCAAUGAAGGCAACAAUAGAGAAAACAGGGAUUGAGGUAGCAGCUGGGGUGAAUCGAUUAAAGGGAUUGAGGCAACUAAUAGCCACAGAGGAAAAGCCAGCCAAGGUUGAAGCUGAGAUUUCAGCAUUGGAGACUACGUUUCAGGGUCUCAAGACUAGACUGGAAAGCAUGUAAAAAAAUAAUAAUAAGAGUGAAGCUGGUAAAUCCAAAGCUUAGGUCAGUGGCAGGAAGCCUUCAUACUUCUCUUGCAUGAGAAGAAAGAACUUUGCUUUUGAUUCUUAAUGGUGAUGGGGAAACAAAAAUUAUAUGCAUUUCAGAAUCAUCAAUAAGAGGAGCAGUCUAAUGUGUCAAAAGUAGAAAUUAUUAGUGGCUUUUCUAAUUAUGGAGCAAUUGCAGUUCCCUAUCUCAGAUUUCUAGCUAUAGUUUAACACAUACUAUCUUCUAAGGUUGUACAGUUCCUCACUUCUGGAAUUAUAUUAAGGUGUAUUUGAUUUUCAUUUGUGGAAUCUUCAUAAA